AUGUCCUUCCCGCCGUACCCGUACCCCACCACCAACACAGAGCUCAUCACCACCCACGCCCUCAUCAAGCACUUUGAGGGCGGCUACUUUGCCCAGACCGUCGCACUCGAGUCCGCCGUCCCUCCCACCCCCUCCCCCGCCAACCCGCACGUCCCCAAGUCGGCUGUUCUGGGGGGCAGGGAGCAGUAUGACUCUGGCCCUGGGGCAGAGCUCAUCUCUGGCAAGACCGCCCCCAGGCCCGAAGACGGGCAAGAUGUCAAGACUGAUGCCACUCAGAUCUACUACUUGCUCACACCCGACUCUCACCGUGGCAAGAUGCACAUGAACCUUCACUCUACGUUCCACAUCCACCACGCUGGUCGAGCGCUCUACACUCUCAUCCGACCCCCUUCUCCGUCCGAGCCCGGCGCUGGGCCCCUCGUCAAGAAGGUCGUGAUCGGCCCCAACGUCUGGCGCGGCGAAGUCAAGCAGCUAUUUGUCCCCGGCGGCUGGUGGAAAGCCAGCGAGAUCCCAGAGGAAGACCUCAAGCUGGUACAAAGCAAAGGCGCAGAAGAUGGGGAUGUGAAGGAGAGGGUGGGGUGCUUGAUCAGUGAAGUUGUUGUGCCGGGGUGGAACCCGGACCAGCAUCAGUUUAUUGACGAGCAAAAGUUGAAAGCCAUGUGGGAAGGCAAGGACGGCUGGGAAGAGUAUGUCAAGUAUAUCCAAGCCCCCGAUGGGCUGGAGUAUCCUGAGAAGUAA
Molecule: messenger RNA, 738 nt
Organism: Cryptococcus wingfieldii CBS 7118
Lineage: Eukaryota; Fungi; Basidiomycota; Tremellomycetes; Tremellales; Cryptococcaceae
Exons: 3
Coding region: 1-738 (245 amino acids)
Cellular component (GO): intracellular anatomical structure
Source: RefSeq, a predicted model, not a curated record